Messenger RNA from Thermothielavioides terrestris NRRL 8126, 1284 nucleotides. RefSeq lists its product as uncharacterized. Lineage: Eukaryota; Fungi; Ascomycota; Sordariomycetes; Sordariales; Chaetomiaceae. The coding region runs from base 1 to 1284 and encodes 427 amino acids. The transcript is spliced from 6 exons. Gene Ontology annotation, molecular function: oxidoreductase activity. The record is from RefSeq and is a predicted model, not a curated record.
AUGGCUUCCAUCGCAGACCUCCCCUACAAGAUGCACGUCACCCCCGAUAACACGGGACUCUGGCAUAUCCAGCAGACCGACGAGGCCGCCAAGAAGGUCUCGGAGCUGCUCCAGGAGGACAUGGAGAAACACCACGUCUUCUUCAACUUUGAGGGAUUCCACAACCACAUCCCGCACCACCUCCUGGCCCUCUACGGCACGGGCGCCGCCCCGCCCGCGCUGGCCGCCGCCUACGCCAACAACGCGUCGUACCAGCGGCCCGCGCUGGCCCCGCACAGCAGCGGCAGCGGCGCCGCCGCCGACGACGAGGAGAAGGACGCGCGCUUCCUCCCCUGGCCGGAGGCCGCGCGGCCGUAUCUCGGCCGCGAGGAGUUCUACCCGGACUUUCUCCGCUUCUUUCAGCGGGAGAUUCGGAGGGAGAGCAGCAGCAGCAGCGGCAGCGGCAGCAGCGGCGGCGCCGGGGGUGGGGGAUGGAAGGCGGUUGUGAGGAGGUUUCUUUUCGGGGUGGAUGCCACUGGGAAGACGGGGGGGCAGGCGGCCGACGACGAGAUGAUGGUGCGGCUGUUCGCCGGCGUCCUGCACCCGCUCAUCCAGCUCAUGUACGGCGUCGAGUGGGCGCAGGAGGCGGUGGUUGCCGAGGCGCUGGCGCAGACGGCGGUGCAUGCGGGGUAUCUGGGGGAGUUCCUGCUCGGCGCGGAGCGGGUGGCACGGGAGCGGGGCGGGCCGCAGCAGGAGAGGGUCGGGGUGAUGGAGCUGCUGGAGGAGGUGCGGCGGAACGAGAAGAUUGUCCGGGCCGCGAGGGACGGCUUUGCGAAUAAGAUCCGGAUGGGCGUGUUGGCGGGCGCCAAGGACGAGAUGAUGGCGCUGGCGGCGAGGGUGACGGUCCGGCCGGAGGAGGUCGAGGAGCGCACGGCCGAGAUGUUCAACGCGGCGCUGUUUGUCGCCGCGGCCGCCGCGCUGGCGAAGGAGGGCAAGCAGCCCAAGUUUGACUUCGUCUUGAUGCACCACGUCAACGCCAGCCCGUUCUUCGUCACCAUCAGCGCCGCCGACUGGGUCCCGGCCGAGACCAAGGCCCGCCUGCUGGAAUGGAAGAUCCGCAUGGAUUUGCUGCAGUAUGCCACCUGCGGCGUGGCGGAGCUGUCGCUCGAUAAAUUGCCGGGCUACCAGCCCAAGAAGCCCGAGGCCGGCGGAUCACUGGCUGAGAUCAUCGCCCGUCUCCACACCUUCCCCGACGACGGGCACGCCAUCAAGCUUGAUAUGAAGCCGAAGGCCGGGACUGGCUGA